Molecule: messenger RNA, 11225 nt
Organism: Parus major (Great Tit)
Lineage: Eukaryota; Metazoa; Chordata; Aves; Passeriformes; Paridae
Gene: COL13A1
Product: collagen type XIII alpha 1 chain
Exons: 43
Coding region: 663-3026 (787 amino acids)
Source: RefSeq, a predicted model, not a curated record
AGAAGUGGUUUGGGGACCGAGCGGGACAGGGGCGUCCCACUGCCCGAUCCCACCCCGGCGCUUUGCAUAAAUAAAUAAAUCAUGCGGCAAGGGAGAGGUGGAGAGAGAGGGCGAGCAGAGGAGGUUACUUUGGGAAGCCGUGCAGCUCGCUCAUCCCAGCCCCGUAGUUCGGAGGGAGUGUGUCAUGUUACAGGGGAGCCGCGAUCAGCCAGAGCACAACGUCGCCGGAGCAGCUGAGAAUUACCUCUCUCUAAUGGGGACUUUCAUGUGCAAGCUCCUGGCCAGUCUGCGAAGGAACUGAAACUGACAGCUUAGAAAGAAUCAAAAACCUACCAGCGAACCAAAAGACUGAAAUACGGGAAGAAAAAAACCCAACCAAACAAAAAAACUUGAUCAGAUUAUUUUUCCCCCCCCUCGCACUCUUUGCUGCAGUUGGAUCCCUUUUUUCUGCACCCCUUUUAUGUGUGUGUGGUUUGUUUUUAUUUUUUAAAGACACCCUCCCCGUCCACUUUUGUCAUUAUUUGCUGUCACUUGUGAUUUGCUGGCGCUGGGAUCCCCUUCGACGUUCUUUUUCUAUGCCUUCUGGAUUGUGCUUCUUGAAGUAGGAGUGAAGCUUUAUUUAUUCUAUUUAUUUAUUUAUUGUUUCUCAGGACAGGGAGGGAAUGUUGGAGGAGAAGAGCUGGAAAGGCGUCGACGAAGCAGUUUUUGACAGGGGGUGUGUGGCUCCCCCCAGGAGCGGCGAUGGGGAGAGAUGCUGCCGCCUCCCUCUCCUGCUGGGCUCGGGGCUGCCCGGCGUCUCCCUGCUCUCUCUGGUGCUGAGCCUCCUGCUGUACUUUCGGACCUCCGAUCUGCAGUCCCGGGUGUCCCACUUGGAAGCGGACAGACCCACACAGCUCCCUGCCUGGCUCUCAGCAGACCAAAUGGAGACAGCUAUUUUGGGAAGAGUUGACCAACUGCUCAAUGAGAAAUUAAAGUUCCACUUGCCAAGACAUCGAGAAGUUCGAGACACACACCAGCGAUGCAACUGCCCGGCAGGUCCGCCUGGGGACAAAGGUGCGAUGGGAAUCCCUGGGCGGCCGGGACUAAAAGGGCAAUCCGGAGAGAAGGGUGCUCCAGGAGAAGCUGGCAUGUCUAUCAUCGGGCCCCGCGGUCCACCCGGACAGCCUGGAACAAGAGGUUUUCCUGGAUUCCCGGGCCCUAUUGGCUUGGAUGGCAAACCGGGCCAUCCUGGACAGAAGGGAGAGAUGGGUGCUGCAGGUCCCAGGGGACAACCUGGACCCCCAGGACAAAAAGGAGAGAAGGGUCAGUGUGCAGAGUACCCGCACAGGCUGUUGCCUCUCCUCAAUUCAGUGCGCCUGGCUCCACCUCCGGUCAUAAAGAGACGCACUUUCCAGGGUGAACAAGGACAAGCGGGGAUCCAAGGUCCGCCAGGGCCCCCUGGUCCGCCAGGGCCCGCUGGACCAGCCGGACCCGAAGGAAUCCCAGGACAUCCUGGGCCAAUCGGACCCCCUGGCAGAGCAGGAGAACCUGGAAAACCUGGCAGAGAUGGAAAGGGCUUACCUGGGCCUCCUGGACCAAAGGGAGACGCUGGGAUUCAGGGAUACCCUGGCAGAAAGGGUGAGGUGGGCGAGUCAGGCCUGCCCGGUGCCCGCGGCCUCCCUGGAGCCUCAGGCCCCAAGGGUGAAAAAGGGGAUGCUGGCAUAAAGGGUGCUCCUGGGAUGGCUGCCGCAGGGAUGAAGGGCGAGCCUGGGACUCCAGGAGAAAAGGGAGAUUCUGGAGUCCCAGGGAGGAUGGGCCCCCCAGGUUUGCCAGGGAAGAGGGGGCAGCGGGGUGAGAAGGGACGAGCUGGAGACCCUGGGCUUCCUGGACUUCCUGGCCCAAAGGGAGAGAAGGGAAUUGCUGAGAAUGCUUUGGUGGGAGCUAAAGGAGAACCUGGCCCUCCAGGUCUGCCUGGACCCCCUGGACCAAAGGGAGAAGCUGGUGAUGUUGGUCAGCCUGGUGCUGCAGGAUCACAGGGAGAAAAGGGGGAACGUGGCUCACCGGGAGACCAGGGACCCAUGGGCCCAAGGGGCCCCAAAGGAGAGCCUGGGAAGGAUGAAAUGAUGGACUAUGAUGGGAACAUCAGUGAAGCUCUCCAGGAAAUAAGAACUUUGGCCUUGAUGGGACCCCCAGGACGUCCAGGUGUGGCUGGACCUCCAGGGCCACCAGGACAGAAGGGUGAGAUUGGCUUGCCAGGUCCUCCAGGCCACGAUGGAGAAAAGGGACCACGUGGCAAGCCUGGAGAAAUGGGUCCCCCUGGCCCUCAUGGGCUGCCAGGAAAGGAUGGACCUCCUGGAAUAAAGGGAGAGCCAGGCAACAUCGGGGUCAGAGGAGAAAAGGGCGAUAAGGGAGAGCCAGGACAAGCAGGCUCACCGGGUCUAGAUGGCCCCACUGGAGAGAAGGGCGAACGAGGUGACCAAGGGAUACCAGGACCAUCAGGAUUGCCAGGGCCCAUUGGACUUCCAGGACUGACAGGAGAGAAGGGUGAGCCUGGGGAGCGUGGAGACAAAGGAGAUCCAGGAGAAUCGAUAUCUGGGCCCCCUGGACCCCAAGGCCCUCCAGGACCUCCGGGUCUUCAGGGCAUUCCCGGACCCAAGGGGGAAGCAGGGAUUGAUGGAGUGAAAGGAGAGAAGGGUGCCCAGGGUGAAAAAGGAGACAGAGGGCCACUGGGAUUACCCGGUGCUUCAGGUUUAGACGGCAGGCCUGGACCACCGGGUAUUCCAGGACCAGUUGGGGUUUCGGGACCAGCAGGACCAAAAGGAGAAAGGGGCAGUAAAGGAGAUCCUGGAGUUGCAGGACCAAUGGGGCCAGCAGGGCUUCCUGGUUUACAAGGUCUACCUGGUGACAAGGGAGUCCGGGGGGAGAGGGGCAAGAAAGGCUCUAGAGGGUCUAAAGGGGAUAAGGGAGACCAAGGAGCACCUGGAUUAGAUGCACCCUGUCCGUUGGGGGAAGAUGGCCUUCCAGUUCAAGGCUGCUGGAAUAAGUGAUGAUUCUAACCCUGGACUGACCUGUGUGUGUUACUGUACAUAGAAUAUUUAUUUUUAUACGGUGUUCUUCUCUGAAAUGCCAAAAGUUAAGCAUUUUUACAAAUUAUCAAAAAGUGGCAUAUUUUUUUUGUACAGAAAAUACUAGAUCUCCCUUUUCCCCCAUUUGUCAGUUCUCUGUAUGAUUCUAUGUCUGCAUUAUGCUUAUUUUGUCAUGGAGUACAGCUGUAAUAUUUACAUGGUAUUUGUGCACACAUGAUGAAUAUAGGAGCUUAAUAAAUUAUUGCAUUAAAAGUGCCCAAAGGAACUGCCCUGUAUAGAUUUAAAGGUCAUUUUCAUUUUUCAAGCUGGAUCAUUCAAGAAUAUUUCAAAAUAUUAUGUAUUUUUUAUUAAAGUGAAAUAUUAACACUUCUGUUGUGAUGAAUUAAAGUGUUGCUGAAAAACCUCGUAGUAGUCCCCAUGCACUGGGAAUGUAGAGACACCGUAAUCUAUAAUUAUCCCUCCAUGAACUGGAAUAACCCUCAUGAAAAUGAGCCCUGGUUAGCAAGAAAUUCUAAUCCCUUUCUAAAUUGCAGGCCUUCAAGCAGCUUAAUUAAAGCCUAAUUUAAAAUUAAGCAUAACGCAGCAUACCUUGAUACCCUAACAAAUGUGUGUUUGUGAAAUCAACCCACGUGGCUUUUAAAAAUGUUUACCGAAGGUGGCAUGCGAAUUUGCAGAGUGUAUAAUUAUAAUUUGCAUAUGCACAUCUUAAUUAUCCUUCCUGACCUACCUUUGUCGAUGUCUCAAGUCUAAACUACCCAGAGAGGAAAACACUACCAGGCUAAAGUGAACAUAACAGCGUGCUUUGCUUAGAAAAUGAGGGGGAAAGUGGAAGGCUAAAUCUAUUCUCUAAGAGAUGUCCACUUGUCUUGGCUCUUCACAUAGUGGGCAAAGGCAGUGGGCAAAGCAGGAGCCUCAGGGGGAAGCUGCCAGUAUUUAAUGGUCCCAAAGGAGAAACAGGAGUGCUGAUUUAUUAGUGAGACUGAUCCACUGAAGUCCUGCUCUUUGCCACCACAACAGGAAUUUGGCUCCUCCUGGCUACAGCUGUGCCAGUGGAAGGGGUCACCACCGUGAUUCUCCCUGUACUCAACUAUUCAUCUGUUCACAGCCUAUUAAUUGGUUAUUUUUCCAGAUGAUUCCAUGCAGCUUCUUAGCACUAUCAUCAUAAAGUGACAGAGAAGGGACGUAGUUCCCUCCUACACAGUCCUGCUGGGGACUGCCCAAGGAACCCAGCCCAGGCUCUGACUGCUGCAAUCCAUCUGUCACCUCACACUUUCAGAAAUUUAUUGAAUUUCAUCUAAAACCAGUGAGGUUUCCACUGUCCUGUCCCUCCCUGCCCUGCAGGCUGUUCCGACUCCAGUGCUCUCACAGUUAGGAAACUCCUUGUGACUCUUUCAACCUAAACUAAUUGGUGGUAUUUACAACCAUUUGUUCUCAUGCCAACAUUGUCCUUGGGAUGAAACAUUUUUACGUGUGAUGUUUUCAUGAGAUGCUCGGCGUACUGGAGCGGAAACGGCACAGAAAGAAAAUGAACCACAGAGCACUAAGGGAUUCUCGCUGGUUUUCUCAGUAAUAGAUGUUGUUAAUAAAAGCCUCAGCUCCCUGUUAAAAGGCUUUGCAGCUGUGAAGCUGAGCUAAUUGGAACAGCUAAUGUUCCAAUUGUGUUUCAAUUGCACACCUGUUAAAGCAGUUACUUUAAGUUACCAAAGCUAGGUGUACUCCUGCUUUGUGUUUGGAAGGUUGUAGUAGCAGUAAUAUCUUCUGCUCUGAUCUCGAAGCAUUCAGCUUCAAGGUAGGAUGUCUGAAUGCUUCAGUCCCUUCUAAGAAUCCUGGCUAUUCUUAAAUGCUUAAAAUCACAGAGAUCCCAUGGAGAACCUGCCAAUGCUUACUGUUCCCUUUGGUCUGUGUAGCAUGGUUUUUAUGAUUGCUCCACAUGGGAUUGUUGUUGGUUGUUUUUAUCUGAUCCAAGAGCAAAGCAAGUGCACCUCUGUUACCCCGUCCUGACACAGCUCCUGAAAGGUUAAGGACUCUCAAGGUGAUGCUGUACCUGUUUUGUUUCUUGGGCUGUUUUCUGAUUGCUGUAUUUGUCAGAAAGCUCUUGCCUGAGGUGUACGGGACCCUGAAGUGAAAUUGCCAGAACUCUUGAAAAUACCUGACUUGGGUCAGCAAAGACUUAACUGCUACUGGGAAAACGUGUAGGGUCCCCACUCAUUUAAAGGUUGGGAAAAUGGUGACAAAUGUUCCCUGUGGCUGUGGCAGAUUAUAGCCAGGCAUUGGAAUUGAAGUACCAGAUAACCAUUUUGGAUUGCUGUUCUACAGCCCCAAUACUGAUACAAUCUCAUCAGCUGCUGGGGAUAGACAAGAGGGCUCAAAUCAGUGAUACCACACUGAGCUGCUGCUCUUCCCAAACCUAAAGCAUGUCAGAAGAAACCCAAGCGGGGCAGCUGGGUUUGUACCACCCUGAGUGUGGCAAUUUAAGUUUCAGGCUCUGUCCCUACUAAAACCUGUAACCAGGCUGCUGUUGCUGUGGAUUCCUGUCAGUUCUGCCUGUCUGUUUUCAUGUGAAACCUUUUGUCUGCCAUUUCAAGGGUCAAACUCCUUGGCUGAUAGCCAGAAAGUGAGUCUGAGGGUGGAGAAGCUUGGGAAAUGGCAGCAGAGUGAAAGGAGAAGGAAGACCUUCCUGAAGAUUUGCUGGAGAUGUUUUGCAAGUUCCCUCCCUGGAGCUUGGCAAGAGUUCCUCAGCAGUGCACCAGGAACUUGUGCCCAGAUGCUGGGGCUGUGGGAGCUCGGCGUGCCAGCGCUUUCUGCUUUGCUUUCUGUUUUCUCCCAGAGGCCAGUGGCAGGGGUUGAGAAUGGCACCAUUUGUAUUCUUUUUCUUCGGUCAUUUAAAUUUCAUUCUACUAUUGUGGUCAGACUCUUCGGAUGAAGAAUUAAGCUCAUUUUCCAGCAGCAGCUACAUAAAUGAGUGCAAGACACAGACAAUAUUUCUGGGAGGGGAUCCUUUGAUCCAAGAAAGAAACCCUUCUUGAACAUUUCUCUUUAGAAAAGCAGAGAAACCCCCGUGUUCAGUUCAGGGUGCUGCUCAGAGAGGAUGUGAUAACACUUUUUUGCUACCAUUUCUGGUUACCAGGUGACAAACUUCCACCUGUAUCAUUGAUGAUUCCAUCUUGAACCUUUUCAUCACAAACUUUCUUCUCCCGUUUAAUUAUAAGAAAAUGACAUUGGUUUGUUUGGGGUUUUUUUAAACCAUACUGGAUUCUGAAGGCAUGAAAUAUGUUGUCAGAAGAGGAAAAUGUGGAGUGUGGAAAAAGUCUGGUUUCACUGACUAAGUUCCUUUGCUUCCUUGUGCUUUGGUCUCCACUGCACCCUCCAGAUGUACUUUGUCUGGAGCCCUCCAGAAAUGGUUUCUGCUGGCCCAUUAAGAUCCUUUUGUGGGUACAUCUCCACAGAUGCACAUCCAGGUAGAAAAGAAGGAUCACAAAGGUUCAAUUCCACCGUUACAUGUUUUCAUAUGUUCGCUAAAGGGAAAUAAAGAUUUGGCAAAGUGCUGAGGGCUUCAGAGGACGUUUCCCAGCUGCCUGAAGGGCAGAAUAUACAAUCCUGGAUACUUUCUGCCAGCUGCCAUGCAAACCUGGCAUCCUUUACUCAGCCCCCACUGCUGAAGGUUAACAUGGAAGCUCAGGUGUCUUCCAGCUCUUGCAAUUUAUUUAAAAAAAACAACCCAACUUAAAAUAAGUACCUAUCUUUUGAACCUGACAAAACAUCUCAACUUCCCUGCGUGCAUUGGGAAUCCCAUUUGCCCAAGUAGUAAACCACAUAUUUAAUUUUAAGGGAGUGACUCCCGCUGGCCUAAAUGAUGCCAUUUGCAUAUUGAAACGCUUGGGUGAGGCAGGGCCAUUGCUAUUAGAGCUAAUGAAUGAUAUUAUCUCAAUCAUUAGACAGAUCCAAGCCCUAAGCAAUUCGCAUUACAAUGGGGAGAAAGUGCUGAUUUCAAGCUCAAAGGGAUGCCAUUAACCCAGGGCAAUCCCAGAUUCAAACACUCUUUGUCAGCACAGGUGGAAUCAUUCUGAUGUUCUGAUAAGGACACCCGUACCUGACACCCAUCUCCUCUCUCCAAAGCACAGGAAGCCUACUGUUAAAAUAAGUCCAGGUUUGCAAAGAUUCUCUUUGCAAACUCCUACUACUCCUACUUUCAGAUUCUUAUGAAGAACUGCAGAUUUUUUUCUUGAGGUUUCUAACAGAUGUGUUCAGGAAAUAGAGUAGCAGAGGGAGGAAUUGUUUCACUUGGGAACCAGGUGGAAAGAUUAAUUUAUUUGUAUUUUUUUUUUUAAAUUUUUACUUUUUUGGGGUGGGCAGAGGGAGAACCUGACCAGAACUGCAGGCGGUAGGUGUGCAUUUUUCCUUCUUUUUUAAUGAAAACCAUUAUAUAUAUAGUUUGAUAAUGUUACUUUUACUUUUUGUUAAUGAUUUUUGGGGGGCAAUUUGUUUGCUCUAUUCUGUUGUGUUUUCUUUUAGGUAUAUUUUUAAUGGGCUUUUGGAAUUUGUGCGUGAAAGUUCCUCACCCAAAAUGUCCUAAGGACAUUCCUGUUGUGUUUUUUUCUCCCCAAGUUCAGUAGUGAAAAGGUGCUUUCUGUCGGCAAACCUGUUUUUAGUGGGGAUAAACAUAUCCCCAAAGGCCACACCUAGGGACCAGGCGCCAGUGACCUCUCCCAGACAAAAAACGCUCCCUCCACAACUCUUCAUUUACAUUUACAAAGUGCGAAAGGGCUACGUUAGGGACCAGCCGACUGGAAAUGGUCUCUUCCCACCUCAGGUGGUCUGUUUGAAAGCCGUGAAGUCUGGCAAGAGUCGCUGUGUCCUCUUCAGCAGCGUUCUACAGCCUGAAAUCACAGGCUUGGCUAGAAAGAGCUGAAAAAUUAAUUUAGAAAGACGUUUAUUUGAAGAUGGCAAGUUCUUGCAGGGUACCUGCUCAAGUAUUACUGUCUGUUGCUAUUGUUUUCCCUCCUCUGGAUCCAGCAGCACACUCGGGUUCAAGCUUGGCUUUAGGCUGUGCUUCACCCUGAGCCUAUGUGCAAAUGCUUUGCUGGAUGAAGGUCUCCCCUUCUUUUACACUUCGGUUUUUUUUCUUCCCUUCCCCUCUUUUUGUCCCUAUUUCCUCCAGACGUCUUUGAUCCAGACAAAAUAAUUGCUUUCUUCUCUGCAUUUUCAGAAAAUCUCUGUUGGUUACUUUUUGAUCAUUUUCCACUCACUGUUAAUAUCUACCCUUCCUUCCAUCCUUCCCUCCCUCCUUGUAGGCCUGCUUUGGUAAACAUUUUGGUCUGACGACAUCGGACAUGAAUUAAGAUUGUAGAUGUUUGUGAUUUAUUUUAGAGUUGACUGUAAAGCUUUUACUGUUUAAAAGGCAGCAAGGGCAGUGUAGUUUUGUAGCUUUCUUACGAUUUUGCUUGUUCUUUUUUUAAACUGAGUUAGAAUAUUGCAAUUUCUUUUUUCAAGAAAAUCCUGCUAAGCUUUUGUUUUUUCCUGCUAAACAUGAGUUUGUUAAACUGCUGUUUCAAAUCUCAAUAAGUUAGAUAUUAAUGGCAGGUACGAGAGGACUGAAUGUGGAGCUUGUGGAGUGCAACUUACACUAUUGCUUUCCGUGGUAUGCUGUUUGUCAGUCUCUUGUCUCUGGUGGGGGUUUGCUGGGAGUGUGAAAUUCCAUUUUGUGAUAAUUCCAUUGUUUUUUUCAGUCAGGUUUCAAAAUGUUGCUUCAGUAAAUCGUUCCUUUUGCUGUCCUGCAAAGAUUUGCUUUUACCCUGAUGUUGCCCCCUACCAGCAGUGCCACAGACCGAGCGGUUUCACCCUUUUUUUGAGCCUUCCACAGGAAGAAUGUUAGCUCCUUAAAUUCCACAGCCUUUUCUGGGUGAUGUCAGUGAACAGGAGAGGGAGGCAGCAGGACUGUGCAGGCCACCAUAAACAGACUCUUCUCUGAGUCUGGUCCCCCAGCAUUCAUUCAUGACCUGCCCCAUUCCCACUCCCUUUGCUCUAUUAUUCCUUGUUCUCAUGUUACAUUUAAAGAAGGGCAAACUGAGGCAGAGCAUUCGUUGUGUUCACCCCCACCCUAAAAGGGCUGAGAUUAUCCCCCUGAUGCAGGAGGAACAGCCUGACCCCACACCAUUCUCGUGGCUUUAGGGAUGCAGAAUGAUCUCCAUCCAGAUGCUGAGCAGGCAGCAAUGGGCACACUUCCAUCCCCAGUGGGUGCAGUGAGUGGCUGUGGGGAGGGGUUUCUCUCCAUGCUCCGGCUUGGAGGUGUGUGGGCUGUCCCUUAUCCAGCUGGCUUAGCUCCUCCAAAAAGUCACAUUGAUCCCCUCUCGGCCUUCAGAGUCCUCAGAGCAACAGGAAACACGUUGGAUGGCCUUUCUCACACCUGGAACGCUCCUGUCAUUGGCACUGCUCCAGUUUCUCAUCUUUGUGUCACUUGGACACCAAAUUCUUUGGUACUGGGACACCUUCUAUCCAAGAUCUGCUCAUCAGCCAACACCAGACAAGCACUAAUGACCUGCAGGAGAAUGAUUUCUGAAGCAACUCUGUGUCCUUACAUAUCUGGUUUCCUUGUAUUUUACAAGAGAAGUUUUUUUUUUCCCUUUGAUGGCAUUGGAUGUAGAAUAUUUAUUGUAGCUGUAGUAAAGUGAUGAAUUGUGAGUAGACCUUGACAGGGCAUUGUUUCUAUGUUUCUCUUAUAGACACUGAUCAAUUGAUUGAGAUGUUUAAAUCUGAAUACAUUUUUUACAUUUUUUUUUCUCUUCACAUUGAGCUUUUCAGCCUGUAUAUUGAAUAUCCAAUGUUAUUUGGCAUUGAUUCAUGUAUGUGCUGUGUAUACUUUUGUGUUACCAGUAAUUUUUACUGUCAUUGUGCUGUUUCUAAGACAUUAUUUCAACUCCUUUUGACAUACUUUAGCUACUUGGAAUUUUUUGGACUUUGACAAAAUUCCUCACUAAAUAAUUGCUAGAAUGAAGAGAACAAAGGGCUGCUCUUUCCCACAGGCUUUUCAACCUCAGUAGGAGCUUCUUCAGCCAAAAUGAGCAUUUGACUUCUGUUUUUUGCUUUUUUCUUGAUAAUACAAUAGUGCUGAUUUGUUUGGUUUUUAAUCUUGGGAAUUCUGAAUUCCAUGUUGACCAUUCCUAGCAUUAUUUUACAAAAGCAGAGACAUCUGUGCCAUAAGGAGUGAUGCUGAUCAUAACAGAACUAAAAUAUUGUAAUUAUUUGGUGUUUCUUUAUAAAUAUUUUUUUUCACUAUUAAGUUUUUAAGCAAAUCUUUUCUCAGUGUGAUAUAAGGUUAAAAAGACACUAAAGGACUAAAUACUCAACAUGUACAAGGAAAGGGAUCCAGGUAAAUUAUUUCCAUCUGUAUGACUGAAAAGUAGCUUAGGAAUGUUUAUGUCAGAACAAAAGCUGAGUUUAAGUUACACAUUUCCUGAGUCCAUUAAUUAAUCCAGUGACUUCAAUGAAACCAUCACUGUCCUGGAAACCAGAGAUACACUUAAAGAACCCCCUGAAUCCACUCCUCAGUAGUAAAUAAAGUUGAGUUUUGUAGAAGUAAAGUGUUGCUUAAAUACAGCACCUUCAAAGCAUUUCUGUCUUCUUGUAAAAAUAGGAAUUUUAUGUUUAAUCACCAAGUACCCAUUUAUCAGAUAAAGAAGCCAGUGCCGAUAUUAUCAGAGCUGCUGGUUUAUAUUGUGAUAAAAACUGCUAUGCAGAGCUGUAUAUUAUAAUUUUAAAUGCCUUACCUUAGUAAGGUCUUGACAUUAAUUAUCUACAUUAAGAGAACAAAUAUUUGAGAAUUUAGGAGGAAGUUUAUUUGGGGAAUGGGUUUUGGAUAACUAAAAGUGGGCUAAAAAAACAGGCAGGAGGUUACGAAAAAUAUCUCUGGCUGGGAGGAUGGUUGUAAUGGUAAACAUGACAUUAUAUUUAAAGUGUCAUCCCAGUAUUUUCCAAGAGGAGUCUGAUGAAUUCCUUGUGCCUUGUGUUGAAGCUUUACUCCUUUGUGUCAAUGUUUUAGUGAGAUUUCUACUUUAAUUUAUAAAUUAAAUACAUACAUAGAUACCUAUUCCAGUACAGUCUGCUUUUGUUCCCUACGAUGUACAUACUUUCUUCUCCUUUUAUAAAAGUGCCUGUUUACCUACA